This is a messenger RNA of Salpingoeca rosetta, 1393 nucleotides long. RefSeq lists its product as uncharacterized. Bases 75 to 1061 code for a protein of 328 amino acids. Gene Ontology annotation, cellular component: trans-Golgi network. The record is from RefSeq and is a predicted model, not a curated record. The transcript is spliced from 8 exons. NCBI's taxonomy places the organism in Eukaryota, Choanoflagellata, Craspedida, Salpingoecidae.
ACAACAACCGCACAAAACUCACAGAAGCGAGUGAGCAGUGAACACACACGUCCCUGUUACGGCAAAGUAGGACGAUGGAGAGGAGACAGGCGAGGCUGCCGUGGUGGGCUGUGGCUGUGGUGGCUGCAGUCUUGCUUGUGGCUGCGUGCCCAACGCUGGCACAGGAUGCAGACAUCAGUGACGAUGAUGACGCUGGCGAAACACCAGAGUUCAACUCGUGCAUUUUCAAGACCAACACCAAGGAUGGUGGCAUCGCCGAGUAUGACAUUUCCCCACUCCGCAUCUCGAACCGCGAGGACUUGCGUGGGCAGACCAGUAUUGAUGUCAACUACCAUGUGAAGGAGCGCUCCGAGGACCGCGAGUACGACUACUACCUCAACGUGUGCGAGACGCUGCACAACGCAGACCGCUACAACAUCACACCAGAUGCAACCAUGGCUCAGUUUGACAAGAAGACCCACUAUCUCGGUGGCGUCUUGACAGAGGCGCGCAUCACCAGUCUUGCCGAUAGCGACCUGCGUUACAUCAUGGGCAUGGGUGACGCCCGUCAGACCACCAUCUUUUUCUUCUGCGCAAACGUCGGCUUGUCCCACCCCGUGUUUGCCGCCGAGUCCAUUUCGUCGACGCAAAGCGACUACUACUUUGUGUGGAACACGUGCGCUGCCUGCCCAAUCGGCAGUAUCGAGCGCACCCACUGCGGCGAGAAGCCCUUCAGCCCGUGCAAGUUCCUUGGCAUCGACACCGCCAACACCAGCCCCGUCUCCAUCCUCUUCAUCACCGUCUUUGCGCUGGUGUUUGCCUACUUCCUGUUUGGUUUUGUGUUCAACCGCGUUGUGCGGGGCGAGUCUGGCGCUGAUGCAAUUCCACACGCAGACGCCAUCGUCAGCUGCUGCGGCUCAAUCAAGACGGGCCUCAUCUUUGUGUUCACGUGCGGCCGUGGCGGUGUGCGAUCCGCACAGCCAAAGGGCCCAGCAUACCAGAACCUGUCCACAACACUGAACCUUGCCGACUCGUCCGAAUCUGACCUCGAUGACGACGCAAACGAGCAGCUCUACGAGUAGACGCCCAGGACACACACACACACACACACACACACACACACACACACACACACACACACACACACACCCUCUCUGUCUCUCUCUCUCGCUGCUUUGUUUCUUGGAGCACAUGUGCUUGAACUCAACCUAGCCCUUUCAUCAGCCUCUUGGGCGUUGUUCCUGUGUCAUGCGUGUGGAUUUUCCUUUGUACACUGAAACCCUUCCUCGUUGCUGUAUGGCGUGACAGCAUGCCAGCAGCACGUCGCUCCCCCUUCGCUUAGUUGUGGUUGUGGUUGUCUCAGGUGCAGUUUCGUUUCCCGUUGUUCCUCCCACAAAUACACUAUCCCGCGCGC